AUGAAUGAAGCGGGCAUAACGAUCAACCCCCGCAAGGUGCAGCUGGCAUCGUCUAGGAUCAGCUUUCUCAGCUUUGUGGUGGACGGAGGGACCAUCCGUCCUAACGACGACAAGCUAAAGGCGAUCACGGAGUGUCUGGUUCCCGGUAACGUCAAAGCCUUGCAGCGCUUCCUAGAUGCAACGUCGUCCAUAUCAGAAGUCCCGCCCUACUACUUCGGGCCCCACGUUGGGCGCCAGUUGUGGGAACGCAACUCUCGCGGAAACUCUUGCAACGGCCACACAGGCAAUGCUCGCGGUAACUCUUUCAACGGCCACACUGGCAAUGCUCGUGUUAACUCCUACAACGGCCACCCAGGUCAUGCUUGCGGUAGCUCUUACAACGGCCACACAGGCAACACUCGCGGUAACUCUUACAACGGCCACACAGGCAACUCUCGCAGAAACUCUUGCAACGGCCACACAGGCGUUACCCGCGGUAACCCUUUCAACGGCCACACAUAUGCAAUACUCGAAAGAUCUUCAAACAGCCACACGGGCAAUGCUCGUGUUAACUCUUACAAUGGCCACGCAGGUCAUACUUGCGGUAGCUCUUACAACGGCCACACAGGCAACACUCGCGGUAACUCUUGCAACGGCCACACAGGCAACUGUCGCCGAAACUCUUGCAACGGCCACACAGGCGUUACCCGCGGUAACCCUUUCAACGGCCACACAUAUGCAGUACUCGAAAGAACUUCAAAUAGCCACACGGGCAAUGCUCGUGUUAACUCUUACAACGGCCACCUAGGCAACACUCGCGGUAACUCUUACAACGGCCACACAGGCAAUGCUCGCGGUAAAUCUUUCAACGGCCACACUGGCAAUGCUCGUGUUAACUCCUACAAUGGCCACGCAGGUCAUACUUGCGGUAGCUCUUACAACGGCCACACAGGCAACACUCGCGGUAACUCUUACAACGGCCACACAGGCAACUCUCGCGGAAACUCUUGCAACGGCCACACAGGCAAUGCUCGCGGUAAAUCUUUCAACGGCCACACUGGCAAUGCUCGUGUUAACUCCUACAAUGGCCACGCAGGUCAUACUUGCGGUAGCUCUUACAACGGCCACACAGGCAACACUCGCGGUAACUCUUACAACGGCCACACAGGCAACUCUCGCCGAAACUCUUGCAACGGCCACACAGGCGUUACCCGCGGUAACCCUUUCAACGGCCACACAUAUGCAAUACUCGAAAUAACUUCAAACUGCCACAUGGGCAAUGCUUGUGUUAACUCUUACAACGGCCACCUAGGCAACACUCGCGGUAACUCUUACAACGGCCACACAGGCAACACUCGCGGUAACUCUUGCAACGGCCACACAGGCAACUGUCGCCGAAACUCUUGCAACGGCCACACAGGCGUUACCCGCGGUAACCCUUUCAACGGCCACACAUAUGCAGUACUCGAAAGAACUUCAAAUAGCCACACGGGCAAUGCUCGUGUUAACUCUUACAACGGCCACCUAGGCAACACUCGCGGUAACUCUUACAACGGCCACACAGGCAACUCUCGCGGAAACUCUAACAACGGCCACACAAGCAACUCUCGUGGAAACUCUUGCAACGGCCACACAGGCAAUGCUUGA
Ornithodoros turicata is the source of this 1626-nucleotide messenger RNA. Its product is annotated as circumsporozoite protein-like. The coding region runs from base 1 to 1626 and encodes 541 amino acids. The transcript is spliced from 3 exons. NCBI's taxonomy places the organism in Eukaryota, Metazoa, Arthropoda, Arachnida, Ixodida, Argasidae. The record is from RefSeq and is a predicted model, not a curated record.